AUGACGAUGGACGGUAAGCGACACGGUGCCCCGAUUUAAACAUUUCGAGGUCCAAAAAUCGAGACAAAAAAAAAAAAAAAAACAUGACCCGUCCCGGCUUUCUCGGUUUUCACCGAAUUCACAACGAUAUUAAUAAUUACUGAUUUCCCGUGUUUUGUCAUUCAUAACCUAUUAUAAAUAUUAAAUAACACCGAAAACAAAGUUAAACAAAUUAUUUCGUAUUAUUAAUUUUAAUAAAAAAAAAAGCUGACAUUUUUGACGGAUAUGCCUCCGCCAGUAUUUUAGUUGGGAAUUAUUUGCAAAUUUAGGGUCCAUAAAAUUGUUUAAUUAACAUCCGUAUACGCCGCUGCAACGAUAAAUCAUUGCUGAUGAAAUACGAUUCUGAACGAAGUUCGGUUUUUUUUUGAAACAAUAUUUUACCUCGCCUAGAGAAGUCCAAUUAUUUUAUUAUUGAAAACCAAAUCGCAACAAAAAUACAAAAUCGACAAUGAUAAUUAAUUAUAAACUCUCCCGUUUAUCCUAAGUAAUUUCCCUUGGUUUUUCUCAAUUAUUAAUGAAAUCCAAAAAAAUAUCCUACACGAGUUUCUUACAUGCUAACUAAAUACAAUUUUCGUUUAGAAAAAAUGCUAUACUAGUUCGCGGUGCAAGGGUAGAAAAACCGAAUCGAAAAUAUUAAAACUUUAAAUUGCCGUAAAUAUUUUCCGUUUUUCACAUAUGUUUUUUUCUGGUUUUUCCAAUGUAUAAUAAAAGCCAUAGAAAAAUAAAAAAAUUACGUCCUCAAUGCACUGACUAAAUUAAAAAUUCUACGAAAAAGCUCUUUUGUUGUUAUUUGAUUGGAGCACGAUUUUUGAUAGAAAAGUUGUUUAAAAGCAAAAAUAUAUAAACAAAAUUACCCGCAUCGUAGUAAAACCAAAGUAAUAAUAACAAUACAAUUUUUCUUGAUUUUAUUGAAACAAAUUAUUUGCUUAUCAAGUCAUCAAGGUUUAAAGUAGAAGUAAGUUAAAUUUAUAAUUUCCUAUUAAAAGUAUAAAGCUAUUUUAUAAUCAAUUAUUUUUUGCGUCAAGUUUAUAACGUGAUAAGGUGAUAAUGUACCUAUAUUUAACUAAUCUAUUAAUUUGUGUUUGCAUAAUUUGUAAGUUUCUGUAGACAUUUCAAUUUUUUUUUCGAAAAUGUUUGGGUUGCAAAAGUAUACGGAAACCCUUACUGGUUUAUACGCAAUUAAUGCAAAAAAUUUAUCAAAAAUAUUAAAGAAACUACUAAAUCCCGUAUACUCAACAUAAUUGUUAUUCCCCAACUCCUUUUCCCACGUAUUAUUUUCCACGGAUGUCCAUGAUUCCCGAGAUACAGGAUUAAUUUUUUUUUUUAUUCUACUAAAUCACCUUGCACAAAAUACUGCAUGUUUCUGAUUAUACAAUACUAUCGAUUGUAAACAAUUAUGAUGAUUUAUUGUGAGACAACCAUAUCUCAUUUUUUUUUUUUUUUGGAAUAGAUAUUCAAUACCAACGUAUUAAUUUGAAAUUGAAUAUAUUUUGAAUAAAAUAUAGCAACAUUGCACUAUAUACGUUUGUUUUUUUUCGUACGGGUUUUUAGUUAUAUAAAAACGCAUUGCAUAUAAUUAUGCAAAUAUUAUAUAGGUGUGCGUAUAUUAAAGUUUGUCAAAAGUUUUUUGCGGCUACUCUCGAAAUUAAUGGACUAAAAAAAUUGUAAGAAAAAUAUGAUUUUUUAACAAAUAAGUUUUUAAAGUAAUUUACCGCGAUGCAACAAAGAAGUCGCGGUUUAUAUUUUAAAAGACUGACUUUAUUAUACUAUAAUCUCUCAAUGUCGUCACCUUAAUGUUAUACACAAAAAUUUUAUAUAAUUUAACAGUACGAUAUUUUACAUGUUAAGUGAAUGUUUAUGUAACGAACAUUUAAUGGUACAAUCAGUUUGUCUAAACAGUCAAGACGGAAGAAAACUAUUCGUUUUUUUUUUUUACACAUUUAGACUACAUUUAGCUCAUUGUUCUCAAACUUUAUAUUUGUCAGUAAAAAUGGCUUUGAGAAUGGGUACCGGGCAGUAGAUUAAUGGAAAAAAAGUAAAAAAGUGAAAAGUAUUAUCAUUACGAUGGUCGUUAAAAGAUGAAAAAUAAUUUUCAAAUGGGAAAGCAUUUUGGAAAACCGUUUCCACAAUUAAUAGAAAUAAUAUGAUAAAUGAUUUGGUCGAUACAAUAAUCGUAAAGGCAGGUCGCUUAGGUAUCGGACAAUGGCACACCUGAGAUUUUUCAAUAGGACUAACGAGAAGCUAAACUGAAAAACUCGAAUAAAAAAAUAUAUUUUACAAAACAUAUAAUUAUGUAGUUUAUACGAUUAUUUGUACUCAGUUCAAUAAAUAGUGCAAUGAAUAUUAUUUAAUAAGUAAAAAUGUUCUAACGCUGAACAGUUUAUAUUUUUAUAUAUUUUUUUAUUUAUUUAUUUAACCCGGUCAAUGGGACGCCCCCUAAGUUGUCUCCCUGGGUAUACCACUGGUACCAGAAAAAUAAUCACACGCAUAUACGAUUCUCAAUACAUAAAACAAAUUUACAAGCGUAACUCCCCCCCUCCCCCGCUAAGAUACCAACCUACGUAAUAUAUAGUAACAAAAAUUAUUCAUAAUUUAAGACGCGCGGCCAUAUGUUCCGAAUCUAUUCGCAUUCAAAACCGUUGGACGUACACCAGGAUUUUAAAUAGUUUCGGAAUAGGUAUAUAAUGUGUACGUAAUAAUAAUAAUAAUGAUGCUUAACGAAAAAAAGAAAAAAAGCUCUGUGAAGUGAUCCAUUGUAAAAUGUAUGCGAUGGUAAUAAUAAGUAAUAUAGAACAUAAUUUAUAUGAAAAAAUUACUAGACACCCGAUAAAAACGAAAGAAAACCAUAUUAAAACUAUGACGAUGUGGAUAAAAUAUUUUUCGACACGUACAAGACAAUUGUAAUAAUUCGUACGCACGUGCCGUCAUUUCGUACGCCACGUAUUUUGUAAAUGAGACAAGAAAUGUUUAUAAUAUUAUACAGAGUGAUUUAUUUAUCAUGAUUCAGCGAUUUUCUUGGGGAAAGGAUAAAUUCGAUUUUUUUUCGUUCAUUAAGGAAUCGUUUAUAAACUUUAUUUCAACACAAUUUUCACAAUUUUACCACUGCACUCUUUAAAGGGAUUGUACAUUUAUUUUUAUUAAUUGAAAAUUUAAUACUAAAGGUAAUAUUUUGAAAAUAUUAAUGACAAAUAGUAUUAUUAAACAAUUCUAAAAACUACAUGAAAAUAAUUUGAAGUCUUGAAAUCGGUUUUACUCAAAACGUCCCAAAACGUCUCAAAACGUCUCAAAAACGUAUAGAUGGUUAUCUAUAUCAUUGAGAUAUCGGAUUGUGACGCGAAAAAUGUAGCCUGCAUUAUUUUGUUCUUUUAAAAAUGAUUCGAUAAUUAUUAUUUGCGAACGUUUACGGCGCUGAUUACUUAUAAAUUAUAAAACUUGCAGUCUUGUAGAUAGAUGGAUACUAGACUAAUGUGUUUAUUGUGUUCGUCGAUGUAUUACGUAUUUUCUUCACGGACGAGCGAUCGUAAAAAAAUACACUGAAAAUCGACAACAAUUAUUGUUAUUACCUAUUAUUGUUAUUACGGAGACGGAAGAAGAGCAGUUAAAUUUAUAUCUCAUCCGGAUUUAAGGUACCUAGAGGUAGGUAUAUUAUAUGUUUGUUUACUAUAUAUAUUUUAUUCGGGUAGACAUUUUGGACGAAACAUUAUUCUUCCGAACGACAAAGGAUUAAGAAGACGUAAAUAUCCCCAUGGUUAUUGUGCAAUUCCGCCUUUUGUCGUAAUGAAUUCGCUUGUUUCAUUAUUGUACAGCAUACGUUUAAAAAAAAUCGUGGGACCUAUGUUUGUGUGUAAUACAACACAUUAUGUCAAUCGGUGCAUAUUACGAAAUUCAAUGUGUGUAAUCCGAAAGAAUAAAGUGUGUAAUGACUAAACAUUAAUAUGUAACAAUUUCCGUGUUUAAAAUAUAAAAAAAAAAACCAAAUUUUCUAAAAACACUAAUCUUAUAUAAGUACCAAAUACGACAAUAUGUUAUAGUUGUACUGCGAACAUAAUACACUGCUAUGGUAUUGACAAUGUUUAUCUAUUUUAAAAUGAACGGCAAUUAUUUAUAAUUUUUAUCAUUAGUUGAUUACUGAUAGUGUUUAGGGCCGAGAAGGGGACGGUGGUAGAUGUUCACGCUACGCUUCGAAUCUAUAACACAUCAUAGUAAAAUCAAUAAAUUUCCCAUUAUGUUCAGAAUCUAAAUAAUCUUAUAAACAAAAAACAGUAUUAUAUCAACAUGUAAUAUAUUACGAAUAUAGUUACAUAAUAUUGAACGAAAUGUACAAGAAAGCGAAUUCACGAUAUUUUACUAUCUACGGCUGUAUUAAUUAUGACUUACUAAAAUAUCUACAUCUUUUGUCCUUAAGUUUUCGGAUUUCGAGUAUAGUUUCCAUUUCAGCAGUGUCGUUUAUAUUAUUACGGUAUAAAGUUGCGUACAUUAACCCAGUCUGAAGGUAUAUAGGUAGCCGGUAGAUAUUAAAAUGUAAAUAAACAUAAAAAAAAAAAAAAAAAGUUAUCAUUAUUAAAAUCCUUUUGCCAAUUGUAGAAAUAGUCGUACACUAAAACGAUAAAUAAUACAAAGUUAACCAUUACAAGAUAUAUUUCAAAGCGGUCAACUUGUAUUCUCGUUGGAUCCGACAGCACGGCAGCUGUACCGCAAUCGGGAUAAUAAAGGGCUCUAACUUCAACAAACUGUAACUAUAUAUAUUUAAUAGGUGUAGGUACCAUAAUAUUGAGUUGUAGUUGUAUAAUGCUUAUUACGAGUUUCAGAUUUACGAGUAGAAUAAAAUAAUAAUCUAUCCAAGAUUUAAGAGAGGAAAAUCUAUAUACAGCCGUUGCGUAGCAAAAUCGGGACGUGAUGACCAUUCUCUUCCCCAGACAUUGGCAAUUUGAUAUUAUUAACAUAAUCGUUUCAUGCUUAUAUGACUUUAUAGUUUUAUUUAUAUUGCUUAGUUUAUUAGUUUUUUUCCAUAUUUCAUUGAUAAUAAAUAAGUGGUUAUCACUGUGCGUACGCUAUCAUCUGCCUUCAAUCGUAGAUAACGUUAAUUUCAAGUGACGGUAUAGUAAAAUACCUAUUAUCUACGCAAUUGUAAAAAAUUAAAAUCUUCGAAUAAAAACUUUAAUUUUCUCUUCAUUGAAUCACUUAAGUUUUUUUUUUUUUUUUUGACAUUUCAAAUUAUUAAAAUUGAAUUUAGUAAAUGACAAUAGAUACAUAAAAAAAUAUUAGUACGACUGGCGUAUAUCGCGGAAGUGAGAUGCACCACACAAGAGCGCAAAACAAUAACGUCAGUAAUAAUAUCAGGGUUAUUGUGACGAUAACAUUAUUGCGAUAACAAUGGCAAUUAGAUUUUCGUAUUGACAAUGUUGGUAAGGCCGUCGCUUUCGGGGAUAGCCCACUAUACUUUACAACCCGUCAAAAUAUCUCAGUAAAAUUCAAAUCUACCAUACAAUUUGAGUUAUAAUCAGUAAUCGUUCGGAUAAUACUUAUUAACUUCUUUGUUAAUCAGUUGGCCAUAAGUUUGUUUUCCCAAAGUGUGUUAAAUACGUGUACAAUUUAUUUUGUGUGCCUAUAAUCGGUGAGCUCCUUUUCUGAGUGAGCUCAGUGCAAAUGCCCCGUUUUUCCUUGCAUAAAUGUAGCACUGAUAGUAACUAGAAUCGUCAUAGAGGGAAAUAAUGAGCAUUUUAAACGAAUUAUUUAAAUACCUUUAAUAGAUACUAUUUUGGCGAAAACACAUUCCUCUGUUAUAAUUGAUUUAUAGAUAUCCGUGUAAAUCGACUGCAGGCCAUGCGAUUAUCCACGAGAAAAUGUUACGUUAGGGUAUAUCAUAACAAUACCUAUUAUCUUUUAGCAAAGGUUAGGGGAGUUUAUUUAGGGGUGAUGUAUGUUGGUUGUACACCGGUUAAACACAAUAUGUAUUGGAUAAAACAGUUAACUUUCUCAUUUCAGCGAUUAGUCAAAAACAUUGACAUGUUUAAUGAUACAUGGCGUUUUGCAAAGGCUGACACGGAACCACUGAAUCAGGUGUGUUAGGCGUACAUCGAUUCCGCCGAAAUAACCUUUUUGCCUGUAAAAAAUGUAUCAAUUGCGCUGGCUAUCGACUCCCCCAAACUUGUUUGCAUAAUGAUUCUAAGCAAUUUUUUUUUUUUUUGAUAGUAGCUACAAAUCGUUUACUAACAAUUAUUUCAAAUUUAUACAGUGUAACAUAAAAAGUGUACAAAAGAUUACAACUGAUUACUAAAAUAUGUAUAUUAUUUAAACCUAGAGACCACAUUAUUGGAAAAUGUAGACUUGUAUUUUUAUUUUUGAUUUCCUGUUUUUCGGUUACUUUUAUUGUUAUACAGAUUAUGAUAUGGAACUGACGCGAUAAUGUAAUAACAAUUUCCAAUAAAAUAAAUACCUAUAAAAUGUAUAUUGUAUAUAUAUAAUACCAUCUGUAUUACCUGCGACUUUGCCGGAAAUUUCAAAAAUCCUUCUUGGGUGAAUCAAUUAGUAAGUUAGUUUUUCUUCUAAUUUAUUCAACAAAAUUCUGUGUUCAAGGUUUUUAAUCUGUUUAUUCUACUUAUAUUAAAUGUAUAAUCAGAGUCGAUAGGCGGCGGAAUUAAUAUUGAAACGGCGGAAUCGAUAAAUCCCCGUGUCGACACAAUACUUUGUUGUCAAAACAGCUAACUUAUACAGUUCUUCCGAAAAGUUACAAAAAAGUUUUGGAAUUAAUGAAAACAUAUGAAAAAUGUCAACCUAACAUUAUCAAUUGUUUCGUUUAUAGAACUUUUACACUCUCCGUUCGCUCGCUCAUGUCGGAAUUUUAAUCGAAAAAAAAACUCUGGAUACAUUAUAAAUUAUAACCACUUACCGAAAAUCAGAUUCCGAAUUUUCAAUGGACAGUCAACAAAAUAUCAUAUUAUUCGUCCGCAGACGACUGGUCAAAUUGCAGCGAUGAUUCAGCCCCAGAAAAUAAAAAUUGCUUGCUGGUUACUACUACUAUUAUAAUAUGUGACAACUGACUAGUAGCAGGUACCUAUUGUUUUAACACGCGUUCUCGACAUUUGACGUUUUGAGUAUUACGAAUUUGUAUAACAGUAAUAGUAAUAACGUCUACUAUGUAUACGAAACAGUAAAUAUAAUUUUUUUACUGCCGUAUUUAUAAUAUAUAUUACUCGUACUGCACGUUGGCAGUUCGCGACCGUUGAUGACUUUCCACCGCAUUUAAAUUAUAAUUUACGAGCGAAAUAAUGUCAAUUAUAGGUACACGGGUCAAAAUGAAUACACCUAUUCCAAAUCUGAUAUAACAAAUUAGAUUUUAUUUAAUUAUUAAGUUAUACGUCCCACGAGUACAAAUUCGGACGUACAAAUUUAUAAAACACGUUUAAUUUUAACAAAGGUCCCCCCGUCGAAUAAUGUACCAAAAUAUACACCACUUCUAUGCGAGAAUUUAUUUUAGAAUUUGUACAACACAUUUUAUUAUUAUCACAUAUUUGAUCGUUAUUGUGACACAAGCCCCAAGCACCACAUCGUCCCGCCAACCGUCCAAACCCGGGACAUUGGACCGGUUAUACCUAACCGGUAUACCUGGUUAUUGUGUAUGCUACCUUGCUUUAUCAUACAUUUAAACGUGUUACUUCUUUAUAGUGUUCCGCCGAGUGUUGUUCGGCUAUACACAACUUCACAUAUUAAUAUUUGCUAUUAGAACGAAAAUUGACAUUUUAUGCCGUUAACUUUGGACUAAUUUUGUAUUAAUUGUAACAGUUAUCUAAAACUCUAAAGCCUGGAAAAAGCAUUAGUAAUCUGGCUCCACGUCCUAAGUGUCUUACAUAGAGUACUCACGUUUACAUCAGAUGCAAGUGUACUCAUUAUGACAUUUAAUAAACAUCCAAACUUACUUAUAUUCCAUUUUACAUUCCACAAACCGGAAUAAGAAUUUAUCCGAACCUAACUCUUUCUAGUUUACUCGUCAUAUUACACUUAACGAUAUUUAAUUAAUAAUAACUUUCACCUACCUCACUGAUCUGCAUGUUAUCGUGAUUGAAUAUUUUUUAGGACUUUUCGUCAGGGCUAGUAAUCUCUUUUGAUAAAGUCCAUUCAUCUAUAAUAGACACACUUAUUUAAGUAAACACAUUUACAUGAUGGAAUCACCUUCUGACAACAUUUGUUAAUGACAUGCAUUAUACGAUUUUAUAAUAUAUAAACAAUACAUCAUAUUGGGUCCGACUACUUACAUACAGUGGCAACGUAGCACAAUAUAAUUUUCGAUACACACACACACACACACAUAGACACUUACACUCACAGUGAAUUUAUUCUACCAAAAAAAAACCUAUAUUUUUUUGUUUCCCCGCGUUUCAUUUAUAUCUAUUCAAAAUGGUCAUUAUAUCUUACUUUUUUUUUUUUGAAUUCGAUUACAUUUUUUAGUGCUAAUCAUAGUGCUGAUUAUAGAAAAAAUUUUAGUCGUGGGACUAGUGAAUUAGCGACUAAAAACCGUUUCUAUUUUCUCGAUCGAGUUAGACUUACAACUUACAUUUGUUUAUCUACUUAACCAAUGAGACAUCAAUGGUGUUAUUAAAACAACGAGUAAAAUACAUUAUCGAUCAGAAUUUUCGGUCAACAAGUCAUAAUACUUUUUUAUGCUUCUGUUAUCCAGUGUAUGUUUGGCUUUACUGUAUUAAACUUUGAUGGACUCAUUCUCGUGCAAUUUUUAAACACAGUCACAUCAUCUUCAGCAAGUUCACUUAAGACCAAAUUGCUUUCUCGAUUCAUUUUUUGGCCCAAAUUAUAUUUUUUCUUUCCAUUUAUUUUUUUAUUGACUCACUUGAUUUUUUAAUCUUUAUCCAAAUGUAGUUUUUGGAUACUUAGACCAUCCUAAUUGUUUAUACAUUUAUAAAAAAAAUUAACAACCUACUAAAAUGAACUAUAACUAGUCAAAUUUAUUGGAUUUUGUAUAGGCAGUCAUUACUCGUCGAAAUUUAAUAUACGAUUUUUCAAUUCGCUUAGUGCUUCGGCUGGGUACUAUCCUAAUGUUGUAAACCCCUUAUCGAUGAAAAAAAAUGUAUUAUCAUUAAUAGAACCUAAUUAUGAUAUUGAUUAUACAAUAGACAGCCCAUGGAAUGCAGAGGCGUGCCUAGAUAGUUUUCAGGGAGGAGGGGCGAACCUAUUUUUUAAAUCAACAAUUACUAUAAGCGUAAUUUUAACCUUAUAUAUUUACCUUGGAUAGGCGAAUGACGAAUGGCUAUUUUUUUCCAUCCAAUAUACCGAGCAGAACAAGAAUAAAGAUACAGAUAAUACAAAAAAUGGCACGGGCAAGGCCGGGUGGGUGACAACUAGUAAAAUAAUAAAAUAAUUAUAAUAAUAAAUAAGUAAAAUAAAUUAUUAUAGUUUUUUCUACUGAUAACGGUAAAUUAAAAUUUAGAUCAUUAUUAAUUUGUUGACAAUGACAGUAAUUUGUAUAGGGACAUUCGUCCAUUCACCCCCCCCCCCUUGGGGACGCACCAAAAAUUUGGAUAAAUAGCUUUGGUCACUAACACACGGGUUGAGAACAGCUGAUAUAGACGCUAUUAAUUUACAAGGCACAUUCAAGUAAGUGUACUAGGCUUUUGUAGGUUUCAAAAAAUGUAUUUAAAAAUAAACUUUUACAAAGUUACAUCAGCACGUAUGUGGAUUAUUUUCCCACGUAGUCGCCAUCCAUCUCGAUGCACGUUGUAGUGAGACAAGAGAUCAAUUUUUGUAUGCAUUAUAUAUUUUUAUAGUAAUUUUAAGGCAAAUAUAUUAUUAAUACCGUCUGAUAUAAUUAAUGUAUUACGGUAGGUACCUAAAUAAAACAAAAAUAAUUAGGUCCCGUGAACGUAACAAGACUUUUCCAUUACAAUAUUAAACACGACGGCACACAGAUUAAUCGAUGUUCGACCAAAUUAGCGUUAUAUCUCGAAACGUAAAAUUCGUAUGACGUAUUUAUUGUUGGUUGUUUAUAAUAUUCUAACCGGUUCGGAAGGAUUAGUGUGCAUAAUAUUAUUUUUUGUGACGCCUGGACAAUUCUGAAUGAGAAACAAAUAUGGUUCACCGGUGCUAUAUAAGAAAUUUUGUGUUGCUAUUUUUUGCAUGUUCAGGACUUACAAAGCUAUUUUAUAUAUUUAACCAUAGUUGACCAUAGCUACUUUGAUUCUCAACUAGUAUAACUAAACGCAUCCAAAACAUAGAGUCGAUUCGGUUGCCUGUCUUAUCGAACAAUUCUGCUCCUUACAAAUAUUAAAGUUGUUUUCGACAUCUUAUCAGACGUCUAGUACUGAUGUAUUAUAGGAUUAAAUUUCGGAAUAUUGUAUUUUGUAUAGUUUUGAAAAGUUUGUGAAUUUUGGAGCAAUGAGUGAAGGAUUGGUUUUUUCAGUUGAAAACAUGUUCCAUAACAUCUCCCGUUGAAAAUUUCUAAAACAUGCUUCUGUUUAAAUACUCCCCUAUCUAAAUAGUUUAUGAUACUUAGGUAUUUCAUAUUUAAAUAACAAAAUAUACCAAUGUAACUAUAACUAUUUUAUAAUCUUACAAAAAUAUAACACAUACGUGUAUUGUUCCUAUUUCGGGGUUUUUUUAUUUCUGACACAUAAAUCAAACCAAUAAAAAUUGAUUUUAAACUUGAGUUGUAUGAAACAUUAAAAUAGCAUACUUACUACAUUUUUAAGCCACUUAAAACUAUACCAUCAAAAAUAUUCUAAUUAAAUCUGGGUUUUGUUUUUUUUUAUAAGCGUACUAGUGUUUUAUGCUUGAUCAUAUCAUUAUAUAAUAAAAAUACAUACAACAUUUAAGAAUUUUCAUAAAUGUCUAAAUACCCUGACAUCUAAAAUUAAACAUUUUAAAAAAAUAAUUUUUUAAUCGAUUUUCGAAGUUAAUUUUUAAGUUUAAGAUAUGACGUUGAUACACGUAUUUUUAAAAUUACCGGCAUAGUCCCCGCAAAUGCUGUCAGAAAAACUAAUUAAUGAAUAAUAAUAAUUUAAUUUACGAUUACGUGCAAAGCUAGGACCCCGAAUAAUUAAUAUUGUUUUAAUACGUUUCCAGAUUAAAAUGUAUAAUAUUAAAUCUGGGUUAAACAUAUACUUAAUUUGUUUUUUUUUUAUUAUUAUUAUUAUUUUUAUUAUUUUAAAAUUAAAAAUAAACCGUGUUUUCCAAUUAUUCAUCUUAUCGAUGUUAAAUUUUCGGAAUGGGGAUUUUAUGAGACGUUCGAUUUCAAUUUAUCAUCGGCUAUAUACAAAACAUGCAUAAACACCAAAGAUAUAUUUUGGUGAUAAACUAUUUACCGUUUAAGAUCGGGACAAUAAUUUUUCAAUUUAUAACUAUAUGAUUAAUGAUUAUAAUGUAAUUUUUUUUCCAUGUCAAUUUUUUUAAUCUAGAGUUUAUUUCGACCUUUAAGUAACGUAUUUUUUAGUUAUUCGUAUACUUAAUACUUAAUUCACCGCAUUUGUAUAACUUAUCUUUUUUAACAGCUUAAAGUAUAUAGUAGUAUAAGUAUGAAUAUAUAGCUGCAAAAUAAAACAGUUUUAAAAAGGAAAACGAAAACAAUAAAAAAAAAAACUACUAAUAAUAGAGUUACAAUACAAUGUUGUUAUUUUUUUAUUAUGGUUUGAAAUUUGGACGUUAAAAAUAAAAAAUAAUUUUAUUUAAAAAAAAACAGCCGUGAACAGCAGAGUUCCGUUACUAAAACCAAAUUCUCCCUAUACCUGUAUUAUGUAUAUGUACAAUGAAUAGAAAAGUUGUUAACAGUUUAAAAAAAAAAUAAACAUCAUUGUAAAACCAAUAUAUGCCUCGCUUCACUCAGAAUCUAAAAGUUGGGAAACACCGAUCAUAAAGUCGUCAUUUCUUCAAUCAAUCACUACUCUGGACUAUUCACUAAUUGUGUAUUCCAAAUUAGUUAUAUAUCUUCCCAUCGGCUCAUCAUCAUCGUUAUUUUCAAACACCUCUUAUUUUUAGGUUCUGUUAUAGCACUGUUCAUUUUUCAUAAAUAGUAACGGGUUUCGGCUUAUGUAUCAUAUAUGUCCAACCUAUUUCGGUCUCACUUUUUUUUUAUGAUUUUUUCAUAAAUAAUAAUAAUUUAUAGAUACCUAAACAAAUAAUUCAAUUUAAGUUGGUUUAAUUGAUGAUUUAGGUAUUUUUCCAUUUUUACGUAAUUAUUUCAAUUUACAAUCAUAAUAUUUUUAGGUACUUAUUUCUUGUGACUAUUACAAAAUUCUAAAAUAGCUACAUAUCUUUUCAAAGCCGUUUAGUUCUUCUUAAAAUGUGUUGCAUAUCAAUUUCGUUAUGAUUAAAUAAAUGUCAUCAUACUAUUUUGUUGUUGAGUUGUACCAGUUAAAGGUUACUCCUUGUUUUUAACUUGGGCGAUGUGAUAUUUACAGAUGAAAGAUCUGUGUCUCAAUUAAUUCCUAGAGCUAAAAGACAAUCAUAAUAGUAUAAUUUUAUUAGGUAAACGUUUGAAAGAAAAAUAUUAAUCAGCCAAAAUCGCAUAACAUUAUAAUAUAAAUAAUGCGCACGAUAAAAAUGUAAUAUUCAACUUUUACACGAAAUAAUAUGUACGUUUGACCGUCCUUUUUUCAUUAUUUAACGUGUAUAUGUAAUAUUAUUGUUACAACGCUAGAAUUUCGGGUUAAUUUAAUUUCCACAUUCAUUGUAAUACUAAUUAUAUUUUGUAGAAUUUUAUUAUUUAAUUACAUAUAUACCGCGUGGUUAAAAAUGCGUCGGCGCUUUUUAUCGUGUUUAUUUCAUUCGUGUUGCUAUAAACUGUAUAAAUUUAUAAUUUUACAUUGUAUUAAAUACAAAGUAUAUAAUUAUUAUUAUAUACGUUGUAAUGAACAACGAACAGAACAAUGAUAUUUGUGGACGUGUAUUUGUUAUACGUGUAUAUAUACACAUUUUAAACCACUAUUAUCGACCAAAAGUAUUAUACAAAAUAUCAAAAAAACUAAUGCAAAUAAAAAAAAAAAAAAAAAACAUUAAUUAUUAAAUUAAUAUCUAUUUUACGAGUGUAUGGUAAUUAUUAUUUGUAUUUUUAUGUAUUUGCGAGGUAGAUAUUUUGUUUCUUACUGAUACACAGGAUGUUCCAUUUAAAUCGGUAUACUCAUUGUCUUGAAAAGUUUUAAAUUUUUUCGAAAUUUGUUUUAUAGAACAAUUAAGAAACAAGCAGCUCUAUAAUUUUACUUUUACGUUAUUUUUUGUUACCCUUUUUUGGGUGGGAUAAAACCAUUACCCAUAUUAAACGGCAACGUAUAUUAAAAAUUCCAUAAAUAGAUGAAAUAUUAGUUAAAAUAAAUGUUGGUGUUGAAAUGUUUAAUUUCCAUCAAUCCGUUAACGAGAAAUAUCUUUUAAGUUUUGGUCGAGGAAAAAUAGCGAUCGGUGCAUCAUUAAUGUGGCAGCACGUCGCACUGCGUUUUAAUAAUGUACUACUACUCUCCUACGACCCAAACUUAAAAAUAGAAUAUCAAAUCAACGAAUUGACGGAAAUCAAAAAUUGAUUACUGAGAAAAGAUUUCAAACCCUAAGGAAUAUAAAAAUGACUGCUAUUAAUUAUUAUAAGCCCGGUUAUCCUUAGUCUUAUAUUUUUGUUCUUUGAAGAGUUAAAUUUUGAAGAUUAUUUCAUUACUAUUACUAGGUACAUUAUACUUAAGUUUUUAUAAAUAAAAUCAAAAAUUGUCAUUUUCAUAAAAACAUAUAUCCGUCCAACGGAUUUCCAAAAGAACGCAGUUCUUUAUUGAAUAUUUAAUUUAAUUGUCUUGUUAUUAUUUAACAAUAGUCUUAUUUUUUUCCUUCGCCUUCAUCUGAACUUUAUGAGCUCUGCCUUUAGUAAUAUUAAAAAAAAAAAAAAAACCGUACUUCCGUGUAAGCAAACAAGCAGGUAAUAUACGCCAUACAUAUAUUCGUGUAAAUUAUUAACAAAUGAAUUAACAAAUAAUUUGGUUUUAAAUACGUUCUACUUAUAAUAAAUUAAUUAUUUACGUGCAACAUUUAUUAAAACAUUUAAUUGUUAAUACUCGUUUUAUAAAAAUAAUAUUAAUAAUAUACGAUUUUAAAUAAUAAUUUUAAGUAAUAUACGAGAUUAAAAUAUUUUUUUUACGACAAGUUUCGAUUUAAUAAAUUAAACAAAAACGAUUAAACUAAAACAAAAUUUAAAAAAAACUUUAACAAAUAUGUAUACAAAUAGAAAACAAUAAUUUAACUCGAACUUUAACUGUGUGUUACAUUUUAUACAUAUAUAAAUUGUUUUUCAUGUUCACUUCUUUAUAGAUUAUAUAGAUUAUAUAAUUUAAGUUUUUCGCAAUUUAUGAACAAAUUUUAAUCAAAACUUUGGGGAUUGCCGGGGUUUAUGGUUAUUUUGAAAGGACCUACAGGAGGAGAAGGAGAAAAAGGACGGGACCAAGAGAAGCUGCAGAUGGAGGACAACGAGCAUCGUGCUGCCGUUAUAAAUAACGGGCAACUUCAGCUCGAUGUGCCCAAACCGCCGGCUCGCCGUUUGUCCCGAAGCACCAUGUCACUGAAGAUAGAACCCGAUUUACCGGCGAAACCUCCAAAAUUCCAGUUUUUCCCGUCAUCCCCGAUCAUGCCGAUGACCCCGAUCAUCGACUCGGUCAUCCCAAACGGAUUUUCGCCGCAACUUUACCAGGCGUACACGUCUAACAAAGCCACAGACUUUUUCUUCAAACAGCUAGACGGUAGGUUUAAAAUUGAUACCAUUUGGAAAUGGAUGUUCAAGUGUUUAAGUUGUAUAACAUAUUAGUAAAUACAAUAGCUUGUAAGUUGCAUAUUAUUAUAGAAGCCGUAAAAAUAAUAGUGUUCGUAUACACGGUACGAUGAGAACAGUGGCGUAAUUACGCAGUAACGCACAUUAGAGACACAUAAUAUUAUCUAUACAAAAUAUUGUUUUUUUAUGUAAAUACAACUCCUAGUUUUUUUGUAUAAACUUUAUUUUAAACAAAAACAUAAUAAUAAUAAUUAUUAUUAUUAUCCAUACUUUCCUUUACUUUAGAGCUAAUUAAUUUAGAAAAUUGCCGAUUCGUUGAAUAUUUUUCCUGGUUAGGUAUAUACGGUAUUAUACGGUGAUUACAAUUUGUCUGCUACUUAUAAUUACCACAACAAUCGUGUUUUUAACUAUCAUAUUAUAUGGUUCAAAGUUGAAGGUUUUUAUAACAAAAUAACAAAAAUUAAUCAUUUAUAUUCCGUCAAAACGAUUAAUUUUUGUUCCUUAGAUUACGCCACUGGACGAUAAUUUACUCAUUUUCUAAAUCACUGGUUCGCAAUAAGAAUAUUAAAUAUUUGCAAAUGUUUAUCGGUACAAUUGGUGUAUAAUAUUUUUCUCUCCAAUAAAAUUGUAUAUUUUACCUACGAUUUAUUCGGCGCAAUCGAUGCUAGCCUAACAUUUCUAAUUUUAACUUAUAGUAACUUUAAAUUAUUACAAAAUCAACAUUUUUUUUUUUUUUUUAUGAAAUUUUAAUGAUGUUUAUAUAACUUUGAAAUUAUAAACAAAUCAUCGAUAUUAUGGAAAAAAUCCUAAUUUAUUCUACUUUCUUUAAUAGAUAAUUUGAUAGUACAAAUCUUCAUUCCCGAAUUUAAAAAUUUAAUUUACUACCACAUCGUCCACAUUGUUGAUUGUUGAUUUAGAAUUAUUAUUAUUUCGCAUUAAAGGAAACAAUCAUAACAAAAUUUUUAACACUCACUGACAAUUUACAACCCAUUCCAAAAUCUGGUUUUUACCUUUAGUAUAUUAUUUUGACGGUUUACUAUGUGACAAUCAUGUCUGUGAACAAACUGAACUUUUGAUGAUUUUUACUUAGAUAGUCACGAAUAAUUAUAUCAAUUGUUAUUGUCUUAUUAUUCUAGUCUUUGACUAAAUUAGUGGUUUAAAAACUGGCUAUACGUAAACUUACGUAUAACUGUAUACGUGUACGAGAUCAUAAAAUAACAUAAAAUAAUUCUGGAAUAGUUAAACAUUUACAAGCCCUUACUGCAUAUAUAUUUAUAUUUAGUUCUAAUGGCUUAACGCGUUUAAUAGUAAAUUCGUGAUACGAACACUUAAAUAAAACGCUUCAAAUGUAUCUAUGUACUAUUUUUAUAGUUCACACUUAAAAACUGAAAACGAAUUGUUUUUAUUUCUACAAGGAUUCAAAGACACGAUCAUGACCACGGCCAAGUCAAGAUUAAGUUAUGGUGAACGAGCGGUCUUCUGGAUGUACGACAAAAUCCGAGAAUGGUCUCAAAUGUGGCUGACUCAUUUCUUCCUCCUUUUCAUAGCCGCUGGUUACUGUGCGGCUGGUGCCCUAGUGUUCCAAGCGAUCGAAGGGCACACGGAAAAGAACCACACGGAGGACAUCACCAAAGAGAGGACUGAGUUGAUUAUGCAAAUUACCAACGUAAGAACUAGUGCUUUAAAAUGUUAAUGCACUAAAAACAAAUAUACAACUAUAAACAACGCAGUAUAAUAUACAGACAUACGUUGAAAUAAAAAAAUAAAAAAUCCAAAAUUACAUUUCAAAAAAUACAAUGUAAAAAAAUUUAGUAAUUGUAAACACGAUUUUGUGUUUAUUCAAAUCAUUAAAUGUCCAAUUAAAAAAAUUAGAUUCUUCAAUGUGUCUUUUCUUUGUUUGGCAACCUGGGUAAUUUGUUUGCCAAAAAUUAAAUUAUUUUAUUUAAUAACAUUCGAUGAAACACGUCCUAUAUACUAUGAAAUUAAAAAAGUUUUUUGAAUUUAUUUUUAUUUAGCUACCUACUUUGAUUAAAAUGAGUAAAUUUGAGUAAGUUUUUCAAACUUGAACGAUAAAUGUAUAUAGGUAAUGAAAAUAUCACUUUUCAGUCUCGCUUAUAAAAAAACGCUUAUAAAAAUAAUUAAGAUAUUACUUACGUACAACGUUUUUGUUUUACCACUAAGUGCAACUAUACUUGUUAUGAUAAGUACGAACCGUAUGACAAACUUUUGUGCUUUUAAAAAACAUUUAAUUCACAUGAGUAAAAAAAGUGCAAACAAAUUUCGAUGAAAAUCCUAAAAAUGACGUUACUUCAAAACAGGUUUAACCAGACUUCUCUUAAAAUCGUAUAUUUUCGUUAGCAAUGAUUUUUCGUUACAUACAGAUAUAAAAUUAAAUUACUCUAAAAUAUAUCCUGUUACUAUCCCAACUUUCACCUACAACAGUGAGGGCACACUCGUCAGCAGUAUCAGCUACCCAUCUGAGGUAACCCAUAAAUCAAUCAAAUGAAAAAAUUCAAUUAAAAACAUCGUAAAGACCUUCAAUUCUCUUAAAAUUCAUUCACUACCUUUUUUUUAUAUAACAAACAAUUCGUUGACCAUUAACCUCGUUAGUUAGUUUACUAUAGUGUAAAGUUUAUACGCUCACUUAAAUAUUCAUACCGACGUUAUAAUAUAAUUUGUAUCUGCAAAACUCAAAUAUAAAAUAGCGACUAUACACUCACAUAAUAAUAUAAUUUCAUAUAUUAGUAGAUAAGUUGUAGUCAGCCGUUUUUAUUCCGAGAUCCUUGUGGUAAUUAUAUUAUAUAAUAUUAACUCGAAUAUUUCAUUUUUAUACUAUAGAAAAAACUUUUUUCCUUCCAUCACCACGGUCAUUUUACACUAUUUGGGAAAAAAAAUAUUUUUAUAUUUCCACAACAAAACUGAUUAUUUAUUGGUUUUUUUCUAUACUCUUCUUAUAUUUUCAUCAAAAAUUUGCCCAGUUUGAAUAAUAUAUUGAAUAAUUUUUCGGUUUUUAGAUUCUAAGUGUAGUGAAGAAGUUGUUAAUUUAACUAAGAUUUUGAAGAAAAGGAGAGAAAGUAAGAAGAGGAUCGUGAUUAAAUAUAUUUAAUCUAGUCUAGUUUAAUGUGUGGGCUUCCGUGUAUAAUCUUGUUUUACAAUUUCAAUUAAAUAAAUGAUAUAGGUCAAAUAUUUUUUUUUUUUUUUAUUUAUAUAUAUACGUAUAUAUUGUGUACAAAAAUUUUACCAGAAAUCUUGCUUCGAAGUAUCGAGUACAGCACUUUUUCUGAAAGGGAAUAUUCCUGAUGUGGUACUUUAGAGGAGUCAUUUUUUAAUUUUCCAAGGGGCUUUCAUAAUAAAUGGGAAAAAUGGGAAAAUUUACGAAAAUAAUACAUUUAUUAUUUUCAAUUUUAUUUUUUUGUUGUAAAUCAGUUAAAUAUUUGUAGAGACUUGACAUUUUGACAGAAAUCUUGUAUUUGUCAUUUAUAGUCGUGGUAAAAUGUUCAAAACAUUUGAGCCAUUUUUUAAGCUAUAUAUUUUAAUAAUACUUACUAUUAUAGCUGCAUCUAAAAUAAUAUUAACACACGACUACGAUUUUUAGUUUAAUUAUUGUUUUACAAAAUGUAUUAUAUGUAUUGUGUACACUGCACAAUGCUGCAAAGACCGGUGAUAAUACUGUUUUCGCAGGUUAAUAUGCGACGCCUAUAAUAGGAACACAGAAAAGGUGACGGGGACGAGUGGAGCACUGAGGGCGCAGGAAGGCACGGUAAUUAACAUCGGCCAACAAAGCACUGCUACGCGCAACAAAGGAAUAAUUAUUUCUAAUGAGAGGAUAGAUCGGCCGACUUUGUAUACGCCUAUCAACUGCAAAUAGGCACUGCGAUUCUAGAAGACUUCACGCAAUCUGCAUUGAUUAUAUAGUAGUCGUGAGGAGAAUAUAUAUCUAUAUAAACUCGAUGUUCAAAGUGCAAGGGUAGGAGACCUGUAAAGUCAAGAAGUUUAAGUAAAUCUAUAAUAAUAUACCUAUACUUGUAGCAGAGCCAAGAUGAGUCGGAUUAGAAGUUUUAUAAUGCAUAUAGUAUUUACUUGUAGUAUAUAUCUGUAAUAUUAAAGAUGUGUACACGCACUUGCAGUAGUGGACGAAAAGAGAAUGGAGGAACCACCCAUCCAAAAUAUAAAUGACCCUACAAUUUGUACUUAAAUUUUAAUCAAUCGAUUUACAACAAAAUUAAUAAAGGUUGAUAAUAUAUGUUUUUCAAACAUCCCCCCCCCCCCACUAAUCCCUCUUCGAACUUUUUUCCUGUACACCGGACAAAUUUUUAAACCUAUAGAAAAUAUUGAAUUAAAUGUAUUAUAGCUAACAUUUUUCGGACUAGUAAUCAGUGGCGCAUCUAGACUUUUCUUAUAGAAGGAAAAAUAUAUUUUAAAAAUUGCAUGUAACAAUUGGAUAGUACAAAUGUUUCAAUUUAUAUUUAAAGUAGAAUAUAACAUUGAAUAAACAAUUUGUUUUUUCUAAUACAUAUACAUAUAUUAAUGGACCACAGGGAGAGAAGCGAAUGCCCCGUGGUCGUCCUUCCCACACAAAUGUUCUACUGUGGAUAAUAAUAUAUAUCGAUAGUACAGCGACUUAACGACAACCCUUUCACACAAAAAAUAACAAUACUACGCUUUUGAAAAAAGUCAAUCUAUUUCGGGUGUUUCAUAUAUCAUUGCUUACGUUUAACAAAUAAGCUAGCGUUAGUAUAAGUACAGGCCACAGAUGUAAACGAGACAUUAGGAAGGUAGAAUACAAUUAUAUAGGGUAAUUUAGUUUGAACACUGUAUAAUGUGUAUGCAACGAUAAAUCAUUGCAAAUGAAAUAUCUAAGCGAUUCCGAGCAUUCAGCGAUUCAGCAUUUUUUUUAAUAAAAUUACAUUUCUAUAUAAUGUUGGUAUUCGAAUUUUAUCAUAAAUUUGAACAUAUCAAUACUGAUCGUAAUUAAUUACGACAUCAUAUUUAAAUUUGUCUUUGUCAUCACUAAAUACAACUUAUGAUGAACCUUAUAUCAAAUUUUUGAGUAUAAAUUCAUAAAAUGUAUCCAUAUUAUAAAUUAAAAAGCAAAACAUUUCAAAUAAGAAAAAAAAUUAAUUAAAAAGGGCCAGAAUAUGUAGAAAAUUAUACAUCUAAAAAUAUUUACCUAAUAUAAGUGAUUGCUGGAAAAUAUAUGAAAAAAUCUACAAUUAUUCGUUUUUGUAUAACAACAAAAAGUUGUAACAACUCCAAGUUAACAGCAAAAGUUUUUUUUUCAGUUCUCCAUCAUUAUUAAAAUAAAAAAAUAUAAAAAAAUCCAACAAUAAUGACUUUCUCAAUACACCAACUAUAAACAAAGUUUUCUACCAGAACCCAUCCUAUGUGUGUUGAUUAUAGAAUUGGGGCAGUGUUAAAGAAGGGGAAUAGAAGCAUAUAGGUGCCAAACCUUUUUAAAACUAUGAGACGCCUGGCUCAAUAUAAAACCCAAAAUAAAAUUAACAAUAUCACUAUUAUUAUGUCACUUUUAAUUUGUUUUAUUUUCAAACGUUUUACUUAAAGUAAUAUUAAAUAAUAUUGUUUGGCAAUUAUAAAAUAUAAGUACGUUACAACUUGGUAUUGUAAUAUGUGUAUUGUGUAACUAUAAAAAAAUUUAAGAGCAAUGAAAAAUCUUAUUUGGGGUAAGCAAAAUGUUGAAAUUUGAAUAUGAAUUUAAUAAAAUCGUAAAACAAUAAAUUUGGGGGGUUGAUUUACCUUCUAAAUAAUUUCCAGGUUAGACCUUAAUUGUGGGCGUUUAAAAAUUGAUAACUCUGGAUGCUAAAUGACUUUACACCACUCGAGGUAUAUGCAACAUUUCUAAUCAAAAAUUAAUUUACAGACAAAAAAAAACACAAACGUCUUAGUAUAAUAUUAUACGAUUUGUGUCUUCUUGUCAAAAAUAAAGAUAAAUCAUAGUGACUUAAAGGUAUAUUAAUUUUCAAUACAAAACUUAUUAGAAUGUACAUACACCUAUUUUGUAAUUUAGACCAAAAAUAAAGGGACAACCAAAACAAAAAUAUAAACAAACAAAUUGAUCUCUUCACUGAGCCCUCCUUAUCUGGGACCAAAUAAAUAACAAUGACAACAGAAUAUUGGUUUCCUUUGAAAUAAUUAAUAAUUAAUAUUAUAAUUAACGUUCGGAAUUUGUUUUGUUUGUAGCUAAUGAGAAAAAACGUACGGAACAACGAGUCGGUGUUCUUGAGCACCGCGGUGAAUCUCGUCCGCGAUUACGAAUCGUCUUUCCGAAACAAAAACAGCGGGAAAGCCGAGUGGAAUUAUUUGAACGCAGUAUACUACUGCGGUACCGUGUUCACGACAAUAGGUAAGUCACAAUAA
Messenger RNA from Cinara cedri, 21151 nucleotides. The record is from the annotation of a GenBank genome assembly. NCBI's taxonomy places the organism in Eukaryota, Metazoa, Arthropoda, Insecta, Hemiptera, Aphididae.